UAAAAACGUCAAUUGCGCUACUGACAAGUUCUAAAUCAUAGAUGGUUGAUAAGAGCGAAGUUUCAGCUACUCAGGAUGUAGAGACACAUCAUGACAGUAAACAAAAGAAAAAACGAAACAAAUUAAUAGAUUUGACACUUAAGGAACUUCCCCAAAGUGCUUCGAGUGAUGUCAAGUUCGAAUAUAUAUGUCAGAAAUACUAUGAACUUUAUCAAGAUCAGAAAGAAAACUCUUCAAAAAACAAACAAUUUGAACAGAGUAUUCAACAGGUGCGCGUUGAACGUGAUCAACUCCAGAAUGAACGUAAUCGUCUAAUUCUACAAAAGGAUAAACUUGAAACUUUAUGUCGUGAAUUACAAAAACAAAAUAAAAUCAUUCAGGAAGAAAGCUUGUCACGUGCACGUAUUGAAGACGAAAAACGUCGGGAAGUUUCAGAUCAUUUUCAAACAAGUAUAACAAGUAUCCAAAAUCAAUUAUGUGAAUAUCAAUUGAAAAAUGUGGAAUUACGUAAAGAGAAUCAAGAAUUAGCUGAUAAAUUGGGUGAAUUUAUUAAACAGCAUGAAAAACGUGAAGAACAUGUAGAUAAGCUUAUGGAAACACGUAGUUUAGAAUUGAAAUUAUCUGAAGCAAAAUUAAACAAGGCACAAUGUUUAUUGGAUCAGGAAAAAGCAAAGAGUCAACAGAAAAUUCUUGCAUUAGAAGAGGAAGUGAAAUAUUUAAAGAGUCGUCUGGAAAUUCAAAAAACUAUCGAAGACAAAUUAAAAGAACAGAUUGUAUUCUAUAAAGAGAAAUAUCAAUCAUUCAACAAAACAAUGUCAGAUAGUCGAAAAAUGUUUGAUACUGCUAAAGAGGAAAUGGAGAAGCUUGGCAAACGUAUUCAAUUAAGUGAGAGUGAAGCAGUUGCAUGGCAAGGUAAAUGGGAAGUUAGUCAACGUAGUUUGUUGGAAUUAGCUGAACAGCAUAAAAAAGAAAUGUCAGAAUCAUUGAAUGCUAAGAAACAAGUAGAAAAACUUAGUGGAUUAUGUAGAGCUUUAAAAGAUCAAUUGAAUGAAUUAAGAAAAUCACAACGAUGCCAGAAGGAAUCACAAAACUUGGAAGCUAAACAAAAUGAACAAGAACUGACGUCUACUGCGUCUUCCACUUCUUGUUGUUGUCGUCAUCAUCCUGGUGAUGAUGUUGACGAUCAUCAUCAUCUUCAUGAGGCAGAGAAGACAAAGGGAAAAACUGUUGACAAUUCAAUGGAAGAUUCUAAUUUGAUUCAUCAAAAUAAUAAUGAUAAUAUUAAUCUAAAUAGUAGUACAACAAAUCAAUCAGGUUCUCAUAGUAAUAAUACUCAUAAAACGGAUGGAAAUGUUGAACCCUAUACAGCAACAAUGACGAAAGUUGGAAAGAGUAGUUCCACACACAAUGAAUUCAAUUGUUCCUCGAAUUCAUUAAUUCACUGUACAGAUAGCAUGAAUGAACUAAAAUUAGAUUGUAGUAUAAUUGAAGGUGCGACAUCAUCAGGGAAUUCUAAAAAUCCAAUCUCUGAAUAAUCGGUAAAUACGAUACAUUGAAUGAGAGAAAUGAAUAA
This is a messenger RNA of Schistosoma rodhaini, 1573 nucleotides long. The record is from the annotation of a GenBank genome assembly. Lineage: Eukaryota; Metazoa; Platyhelminthes; Trematoda; Strigeidida; Schistosomatidae.